GGCUAGAAAGGGUGGAGUUCUUUAAACUUGUCCCCUAACCCUAACCCUAACCUAACCUUUUGACGCUAAGCCUCUAGGUGAUUGACCCAUAUGUACUGCACUAACGAUUUAAAAAGUGUUUGUUAUGAGGAAUGAUGGCAGAAGAUGAUGAUGCAAAACUCAUAGCUGAAAUAGAAGCUGAACUGGAUAAAAUUAACAUUUCUUCCUUGGAGGAAAGUGACACUGAGAGUGAUUCAAAAUCAGAAACCCAGAGUGAUGAAAGUGAUACAGAGUUAGACGAAUUACCAGAGUCAGUUGUUUAUUAUAUUAACGUCCUAAAGAACAAGAGUAAAACUGUUGAAGAUAUCUUUCUUCAGGACCUGGAAGAGCCUGAUGCUUUAAGCUGUCAUUUCGGAGAAGUUUCUAAUAAUCAUAUGCGUUUAAGUAUAGAGUUACCAACUGAAUGUAAAGAAAGCCCAGGGCAAUUAAUGAAGAUGUUAUGUGAAAUAGAAAAGGAAGAAUUUAUGAGAAGUAUAGCCAGCUCGUCCAGUCCUGCCUCUGCUCCUGAGCUUGAGCCCUGCGACUUGCCUCUGGAUGAACAUGUUUUAUCAGAUGAUGCUGAUGUAAAUUUUGGAUACUGUGAAGUGGAAGAAAGAUGUAGACAAUCUUUUGAGGCUUGGCAAGACAAACAAAAAGAACUGGAACACAAAGAGAAUGAAACUCUCAAAGCUCAGAGGGAGAAAGAAGAAAAGCAAUUUCAAGAGGAGGAAGAAAAGCGACAUUGCUGGAUGAAACAAUUUGAAGUAGAAAGGAAGAUCUUAGAGAAUAUUCAAAAGCAAGAACAGGAUAAGAUGAAUGAUGAACUCCAUAAAGAAGAGACAAUUUGGGAAGAAAAAUUUAAACAACAUGAGGAGCUUAUUAGAAGCUUACAUUUACAAAUGGAAGAGGAAAGAACAAGAUUUAAAGACCUACAGGAAAAAGAAACAAUGCGUUUGUUAAAACUGCAGCAUAAUGCAGCUAUCAAAAUUCAAGCUAAGUAUAAAGCAUUUGUGGCCUACAAAAAAUAUAGCCCAAUCAUAAAAGAACAAGUUGAUAGGGGCAGGAAGAUGAAAGAGUGGAAAGAGAAGGAAGCAAAAAUACGACAGAAGGAGGAAGAAAAACGAAAAGGAUUAGAGGAAGAGCAAAGGAUAGAAGAAGAGAGAAAAAAGCGGAAACAAGAGGAAAGAAAGAGGAGACAAAAGGAAUAUGAACAAAAAAAGAACAUCCUGAGACAAGAAAGAGAACAACUAAGAAACAAGGCAAAAUUAAGAUUAAGAGAAGAUGAAAACCUACAGUUAGUAACAAUUGGUGCUUUAAAGAAGGAAUCAUGCAGUACCCAACAUCUAACUGUUGAAGAUAUUUCCAGGAAUAAGGAUAAUAUAGCCAACAAGCUAGUGGAUGAAAAUUCAAAGAAGCAGGAAAGUAUUCCCCUUUGGCUACUUGAGGACUCAAACAAGAGAGAAAAUAUAGGUGGACAGCUUGUGUUCAAAGAAUCAAUAGAAGUACACUUAAAAGAAUCUAUAUCAAACCAAGAAAUUCUGGCAGAUUUUACAAUAGAAGAAAAAAGUGAAUACCUAGCAAAAGAACAGUGUUCAGAACAAUUGGUCAAACAAGAAAUAAAACAUGAAAAUAUAAAACACGAAAAUGAAUUGGGACAACCUGAUUUAAAACACAAUGUGAAAGAACAGUUUCAGUUGCAAGAAUUAAAGUCUCAAAUACACAAAGAGGAAAGCAUGGAACAUGCCUUAAAUGAAAACGUGGGACCAGAAAUCCAAAUCCUAUUAAGACAUAACCAAGAAAUUGAAGUGAAAAACAAUGAACCACAGAAAAUAAUCAAAGAUAAUCAGCAGGAAAAGGUACAAACAAUAGAAAAAGAGCUACAGGAGCAGAAUGGAUCAUUAUACAAAGAGAAUAAUACUUCAAUUAUUUCAAUGAAACAAAACCCACUCCCACUAAAAUUAGAAAAUGUUAAAGACAUAGUAGAGAAUGUAACACCACAAGAAAAAGAAAUUGAUUUAAAAUCCAAAGAAAGUGGACAGAACCCAAUAGACAACACUCUGAACUGUGACACUGCGAUUUUUAAUACUAUUAAUGCUGUGAUAAAGAAAGAGAGCAAAGGAAACAAGCAAGACUGUAUUUUAAGGGAACAAGCUUCUUAUGAAAACUUUGGUAGCUGUGUGGCAAAAAACUCCAUGGUUUCUAAAGAAGUAAACUCUCUUAAGGCUGAGAUUAAGGAAAUUUUAGAAGAAUGCCAUGAAAAAAGAGCUGAACAUGAAAAUAGCAUGACCUGCCCUAUAACAAUGUCUAUGUUGCUAUCCACUGUCAAAGAAAAAAGGCUUGCUUGGAUAAAAUCAUUUAAACCUUGGUGUGAAAUUUUCAAGCAACAUAAACAAAAGAAAAUCUUUGGAAGAAAGAGACACGUGAAAUGCCUAGCUGACAGGAUGCCCCCUUUGAAUACACUGGAAAUUCUUCAGUGUGGCCCUUGGAAUACUUUACAACAGGUUACUACAGUUACAUUUCAAGAUUUGCCCGGUUGUAGUCUUUCUACAUUGGCAGAGUGUACGAAUCUUCAGUUUCUUUCUCUUCAACGCUGUGGAUUAAAGUCUUUACACAGCCUGAAUAACUGCAAAAAACUUAAGUACAUUGAUGCACAGGAAAACCAUAUUGAGACCAUCAGCUGUGAAAAUUUGGAAAAUCUCUGUGUUGUUGUUCUUAAUAAAAAUCAACUGACUUCUCUUCAUGGUUUGGAUGGCUGCAUUAAUAUUCAAAAUAUUGAACUUUCAUAUAAUAAAAUCACUCGAAUUGGUGGUUUAGAAUCUUUGAAAAAUCUUCAGCAACUAAUUGUGGACCACAAUCAGUUAAUAAGUACAAAAGGUCUUUGUGAUACCCCUACUAUUAUAUAUCUAGAUUGCUCACAUAAUCAUCUUACUGAAAUUGAAGGCAUUGAAAAUUGUGGAUUGCUUCAAAUACUGAAGUUACAGGGAAAUUAUCUAAGUGAGCUUCCACUCCUGAAGAAUCAUGUUCUGCUAAGAGAACUAUACUUGGAUGAUAACAGCAUUUCAACUGUGGAAGCAUUUUCUUCAUAUUGGCUGCCUUUACUACAAAAUCUUACUAUCUCUCAAAACAGCUUGACAAACAUUGUGCCACUUUUUCAUUUUGUUUCUCUGGAAAAACUAGAUGUCAGCAACAAUUGUCUUUCUGAUCUCACAAGUGCCGAAGCGUGGCUCAAUGCGUGCUGCUCUCUCCGUGAAUUGUCUCUAACAGGAAACCCACUUCUUCGAGAAAUAAACUGGAGGCAUUCUCUACUUAAAAUGCUACCUGCUCUAAGAGUCCUCAAUGGUGAUAAGCUGAACCCUUAUUCAGAAGACCACACUGAAGAACACUAUCAAUCAGAAUUAGCACCUUUCCUAACACUUUGUCAGUCCCAGAUUCAAGAAUUCAACUUACUAAUUGAAAACUAUAUCACUGGAAAAGGAAAUGUAUCCACGUUGGAUAUGGCAGAAAAUCUCUGUGAUUAUUUUAAGAAAUUGAUGACACUUAGUAAUGAAUGCCGACAUGCACAUGAACAUGAGAAUGUCAGUAUAACCAAAAGAGAAGAGUCAGAAGCCCAGCAAAACUCCGGCAAUGACAGCAUUCUGCCCAGUAGACUCUUCUCUAAGGCAAAGGAAGAUACGUGGGACUCAUCUGAUAUUUCUGAAAAAUGGAUGAACUCUGGCUCCAGUUAUUCUGCAUUGCACAGCUUCUCCACAUGUGAAGGUUUGGAAGGAAGAAAUCAAGAAAAAUUAGUAACCCAGAAGAGAGAUGACAGCAAAGUAAGCAGUAUUCCCACCAAAAGAAUCCCUUUUAUGGAAACAAUAAUGGCAAAUUCCCUGCUAAAGAAUCACCAAAAUGCUGAACAUAGUGAGAAAAUGACAGCAGCUGUGAUGAUCCAGUCUUACUGGCGUGGUUACACUGUACGCAGAAAGAUUCCGUUCUCCACAAGGCUACAUACUGCCAGAAAAGGACCCCUGACAAAUCUGUGCAUCACGAAUCAGACCGUUUUAAAGAAAUUAAAAAGAGAUAAUGUUGUGAAUGUCCAAGACCAGAGAGAGAAGUCUGCUAUUCUUAUUCAGGCUGUUUGGAAGGGCUUUAUUUUGCGAAAGAAACUGACAACAGCUCUAGAGGCUAUUAAAGAUGAAGAAUCUGAAGAAGAAUAUGAAGAAAUAGAUUUAAAGGAUUUUACAUUUGAUGAAGCUGCCUUAGAGAAAGAAUGGCUAGAUUUAGAUUCCUCCCGCUUCCCUUCACAAACACUGCUUCUCUCAAACCAGCUGCACUGGCCAAAGAUCUCUGGAAACUUAAAAUAUGAUGAUAUUUCACCUGAUUUGCCAAGUCAUCCAGCUCAAGCAUGGCUAUGUAAUGAGAAAGAAAAUGUGUUUUCAUCAGAACACACACAAUUUAAUAGCAGAUCAGAGAAUAGAACUUUAUCCUUGACACCUGAAUCAAAGACCAGCAGAAAGACUUUGCUAAAAUCUGAAAAAGAAGAAAAAAUUUCAGAAGAAUGGGGCUUUAAGGAUAUUUCUACUGCCCAACAAAUGCUGAAGAGGGCACAAAAAAUGAAAUCAAAGAAAUUAAAGAAAAAAUUAGACCCUACUGUGCGCCUAGCGUUAUUCAAAAACAGUGAACGUAAAGUUUCUGUUAAAAAAUCACCGAAGAAGGAAGAGCCCAGAAGAGAUGGUUGCUAUGAAGAGACCUACGAGAACCUUGGAACUGACCUGGAUUUGGAUACUCAUAUAAGUAGCCUCACCUCCCAGGCAGGUAUGGGAGAAGACUUUAUCUACAAGGAUCCCACUACAAAUGAAAAAUUAGAGAGGAGUAAAGAAUAUACAUACCAGUGGCUUCACACGCAGGUUGGGGUUCAUGAAACAACUAGUUCCAGAAAAGUGAAAUGCAAUCGCUUCUUGCCUGAGUUAGAUCCAGACGUACUUAAUGGUGGAAGAGUUCAGCUUGUGGCAAGGCUUGUAAGCAGAGAAGACACGGAUUUAGCCUUUUCUUCCAUGACCAGUGGAAGUGCUUUGUCUGUGAACAGAGGGGAAAAAAAUGAGGCACACAGAUACUCAGCAGGAUCUUCAAUGAACUAUGGCAUCACUAAAGUAGAAGGACAAGCCCUUCACACGGAACUGAACAGAGCUAUGGACAACUGUAACAGUCUCCGAAUGUCCCCUGUGAAAGGGAUUCAAGAGAAGGGAGAACUGGAUGAACUUGGGGAUAAAUGUGACAGCAACGUAUCCAGCAGUAAGAAGCGGAGACACCGAACUACUUUCACCAGUUUGCAGCUGGAGGAGCUGGAGAAGGUCUUCCAGAAAACCCAUUACCCAGAUGUCUAUGUCAGAGAACAGCUGGCUCUGAGGACAGAGCUCACCGAGGCCCGGGUCCAGGUCUGGUUUCAAAAUCGAAGGGCCAAGUGGAGAAAAAGGGAACGUUACGGUCAAAUACAACAAGCUAAAAGCCAUUUUGCUGCCACCUAUGACAUAUCAGUUUUACCAAGGACUGACAGCUACCCACAGAUUCAGAACAAUUUGUGGGCAGGAAAUGCAAGUGGUGGCUCUGUGGUUACCUCGUGCAUGUUACCACGUGACACUUCCUCCUGUAUGACACCUUAUCCUCACUCGCCUCGGACAGAUUCCAGUUACACAGGGUUUUCAAACCACCAGAACCAAUUCAGCCACGUGCCCCUCAACAAUUUUUUCACUGACUCUCUUCUUUCUGGGGCUACCAAUGGACAUGCAUUUGAAACAAAGCCAGAGUUUGAAAGGAGGUCUUCCAGUAUUGCCGUUCUUCGAAUGAAAGCCAAGGAGCACACCGCCAAUAUUUCAUGGGCCAUGUAACAUACAGUACUCUUUUGUUUUUCUCUUAAUAGCAAAGUAAAACGUUCUUAUUUUUCAUAUUUAAAGGAUGCCACAAUAAGCUGCUGUGUGUGGAAUUGCUAAAGGUCAAGAUAUUCAGUGAGAGCAGCUUAAAUGAAUAGUUGUUAUUUAACAUUAAAAUCUAAGAAUGAACCUCUGAAAAAACAAAAUAGGUUUACCAUGCACCCGACUCCACAGAGCUGUUUUAGUAGUAAGAUUUUUUUUCUAUCAUACAAGUGAAUGAAAUAUGAUCGUGCAACUUCUUCAAAGAAUAAAUGUAUUAAACAAA
Messenger RNA from Nycticebus coucang (slow loris), 6189 nucleotides. Its product is annotated as ALX homeobox protein 1. The record is from RefSeq and is a predicted model, not a curated record. Lineage: Eukaryota; Metazoa; Chordata; Mammalia; Primates; Lorisidae. Gene Ontology annotation, molecular function: RNA polymerase II transcription regulatory region sequence-specific DNA binding; protein binding; DNA-binding transcription activator activity, RNA polymerase II-specific. Bases 132 to 5882 code for a protein of 1916 amino acids. The transcript has 30 exons. Gene Ontology annotation, biological process: negative regulation of DNA-templated transcription; embryonic skeletal system morphogenesis; positive regulation of transcription by RNA polymerase II.